CCCGUGAAACAAAGUCCCUGAAGAAGUAGAGUGACUCGCAUGGAGGUUUCGUUUUUGUGCUGAAAAGACAAGCGUGUAGUUUGUUCGGUUCGGUUCGGUUCUUUUAAGCUCAUCGUUGAUAUUAUCAGGAGUUAUUAAGAGUACAGUGCUAUGGAGAACGGUGAAUGUAGUAGCCAGGCUUCCACAGAGAGCAUCAGUGUUCAUGAUUUUUCUGAGAAGCUUUUGGAGCAGGUGGUGCAUUUCCAUGUGAUGAAGCUCAGUGGAGGCUUUUUGCUUUGGGUCGGAACCAGUCCUGUUCUUUCAAACCUGGCUGUUUCCAUGGACAGCAGAUUUGACUCCAUGCCUUUGUCUACACUGGUUUUGGGAGAUUCAUCAGACACGACCCCAACUUCCUUAGCUCAGAGACUGACGAAGAAGACCAAGAAGCAGGUGUUUGUGAGCUACAACCUUCCGGUGACGGACUCCAAUCUGUCCAUGUUAGUGGAGAACCGAAUAAAAAAGGAGAUGGAGCUCCAUCCUGACAAAUUUUAACCACUUAUUUUUCCAAUCCCUGCAUGUUUUUUCUUUUUGUACAUAGUCAACUAAUAAAGAUUUCCAACAUAA
This is a messenger RNA of Hemibagrus wyckioides, 603 nucleotides long. RefSeq names its product proteasome (prosome, macropain) assembly chaperone 4 (gene psmg4). NCBI's taxonomy places the organism in Eukaryota, Metazoa, Chordata, Actinopteri, Siluriformes, Bagridae. Gene Ontology annotation, biological process: proteasome assembly. The coding region runs from base 151 to 531 and encodes 126 amino acids. The record is from RefSeq and is a predicted model, not a curated record. The transcript is spliced from 3 exons.